Molecule: messenger RNA, 333 nt
Organism: Peronospora matthiolae
Lineage: Eukaryota; Oomycota; Peronosporomycetes; Peronosporales; Peronosporaceae
Source: the annotation of a GenBank genome assembly
AUGCGGUGCGCGAGCAAGGCCGCCGAGAGCGCGUCCGCACGUCUCUGUGCGGACGCCGAAGCAGAAACCGCUGCAACCUAUGUGUCAUCGGUUGCUAAAGCGUCUCAGCCUGUAUCACUUUGUGAUGCAGGCGCUGGUCAUGAAGACACUCAUGUCUUCACAGAGUAUAAGCUCGGUGUCUCAUACUCUUUUGACACUGAAGAGGGAUCUGCAUCGACGGCGAUCGAAUCCAAGCCGCCUGCCAAGCGUGGUAUGGAUGAUGCUACGCGUCGUAGCAUCUUUGGUUCAUCUGAUGAAUCAGAUGAACCAUCGCCGAAGCGAAGGCGCUCAUAG